CUGCCUUCCUCCUCCUCCUCUCUCCUCGGCUGGCGGCGGCAGGCAGGCAGCAAAGGCUGGCGACCAUGGCGCUGAGCAACUUCCUCUUCGCGCAGUGCACCUGCUACUUCCUCGCCUUCCUCUUCAGCUUCAUCGUGGUGGUGCCGCUGUCGGAGAACAGCAACGACUUCCACGGCCGCUGCCUGCUCUUCACCGAGGGCAUGUGGCUCAACGCCAACCUAACGGCCGAGCGGCAGCGCUUCACCGUGCAGGAGUGGGGGCCCGAGUCCGCCUGCCGAUUCAGCCUCUUCGCCGGCCUCCUCUCGCUGCUGCUCGCCGCAGUGCAGGCCUGGAGGACGCUCUUCUUCCUCUGCAAAGGCCACGAGGAGUAAGUGGCGGCCGGGGAGGGAGGGAGGGAGGGGAGGGGAAGGGAGGGAGCUGGCUUAAAACAGCGGGAGGGGUCCUCCCUCCCGUGGAAACGGAGACUCCCCGUCGCCCACCAGAUGCCUUGAGCGCCAGACUCCAAGCGAAAAGGCUCCGUGCGCAUUCCUCUAGGCUUGCAGCAGGAUGAGCUGGGGUGUCUAUUCAGUCCGGAUACCCCCUACGCUUGCCUGUUCUGAAAUAAAGCCCCACUGGUCGGCCCCUGUGAGGACAGGGUGCUGGAUUAGAUGGGCCUUUGGCCUGAUCCUGCAGGGCUCUCCUUUUUAGGCUCUGGUUUUGGCUCCAAAACUGCAGCUCAGCAUAGGGGGUUGGACUGUACAUACACACACACACAAAACGACCAUUUAAAACAUGUACACAAUAAAGGAGGAUUUAAUGCAUACUUUUUGGAGUUGCGGCAAAUUAAUACCUUUCUGGGCAGACUUACUGAAUAUUAUGUGAAUAUGUACAGGCUGCGAUUUCCCAAGAUACCCCAAAAAAGAGCUCCCCUAUUGAUACUCUAUCCUGAAACCAUUAAUACUGAUUUACAUCUGAUUGCUACCCCGCUAACCACAGCAGAAUUGCACAAAAAAUGGGAAGACAUCCCCCUACCAUAACGGUUUGGUUAGGGGAAACUAUCUUAAUGAUAAAGCUUACACUUGAGAAAAACACAAUGCUGAGAACAAACUUAUUGAGAGGUGGGCAUUUUUACAUUCCUGGAAUGACAACAUAAAUUACAUUUCCCCCCUUUUAAUUUAAUCAAGGUAUUACAGAGUUUUGCUAUGUUGUCCCCACCCCUUUAUCUGUAAUUUCAUUUUCCACUUUAUUCCCCUCCCUCCUCUUUUUUAAAAUUUCAUUUGUUUUCUUCUUAUUGCAAGGAUGUUUGAUGUAUAAUGGUUUCUGCUACAUAUCGUUACAAAAUAAGAGCAAUAACAUUAAAACAACAACAAGCAAACACAUGCACAACUGAUGCUGAUAUUGUGGGUUUCAGCUGCUGCUUCUGUUUAUGGUGCUUCUCAUCCCAAGAGCUGAAAGGCAGGUAUGGUUCUCCAAAAGUUUUCUGCUACAUUGAGUGAAUCCCACCUUCUCCUGGCUCACCCACCUCCUCUGGGCCCCCCAAAACCAAUUUUGAUUCUUUUUCAAUGGUCUGAGUACCACAACUGGCUCUUCGAGUGGUACCCAACAUGGUGUCUUCUGAAUUUUUGGGGCUACAGCUCCCAUCAUCCCUGACUGUCAGCCAUAUUGGUUGGGACUGGUGAGAGCUGGACUCUUACUGCUUCGGGGGGGGGCACCAAAUUAGCUAUCUCUGAGAUAUUCCAUUUCUAUGCUUCCUUUGGAAAAGUGGGAGAGCUAGCUAUUAUUGUUGAGAGCCAGUGUGGAGUAGUGGUUAGAGAGAUGGAGUAGGACCUGGGAGACCAGGGUUCAAAUCCCCACUCAGCUCUGAAGGCCACUUGAUGACUUUGGGGCAGUCACUGCAUCUCAGCCUAACCUACCUCACAGGAUAAAAUGUGAAGAUAAAAUGGAAAGGGGGAGGAGAUUUGAACCCUGGUCUUUGGAGAAAAGGUGGGAUAUACAUGUAUAAUAAUAAAAAAUAGAUUAUUUAUGGUGAGAUCUUUUCUCUCCAAAUGUCUGCAAGCAACCAGGAGGACCUAAGAGCCCCAAUCUUCAUUAGGCAAAUUUCUAUUUUAUUAAGAUCAAUAUGGUACCUCCCAUCCCCAGUUAGUCCUAAGCACAAUGAAAACCAGAAGAUAAAAAGCAGGCAACAUGUUCUGUUACAGUGUCUGCAGAGCAGACAGUUCCAGAGGCUUUGGGCAAGUGAUCCAAACCACAGGCUUAUAAUAGAAUGUACCAUUGAUCUCCAUGGUGAUGAGUGCCUGCAGCACUGGUAAUAUUUUAUACACUGCAUUCAGCUGGCUUUCGAGAUCUCUCUGGGGUGCUGCAGUUUAGCUCAAAGUACCACAAGCUAUGAAGAGGUCUUUGCCUGUCCACGUGUUCACCUGUGUAAGAUGAACUGCUCAAGGCUGGUAGAAUGGGCAGGGCGUGGAUGAUGAUGAAGCUUUCCAUAAACUAGAUAUGGUGAACUGGCUGCCUUCCUGACAUUGCUGAACUUUGGCUCUCAUCAGCUCCAGCUGCCAUGGCCAAUGUUCAGGGAUGAUAGGCUUUGUUGUCCGACAACAUCAGGUGACCCACAAGACUUGUCUUAAACUCACAAUAGGCCUGGUGGAUGAUUUUGUCCAUGGGUGUCUAACUAGCAGAUCAGAGGGAAGGCUAUCAGAACGGAGAGGUGUGGUUGCCAAAUUAUGGUGAGCUUCUAUGGAACGUAGUUUUGGAUUACUGAUUUCUUGCCUGCAAUUUGAUAUGCUGCCAUUUUACUCUGUGUUAGACAUUAUUCUCUGUCUUGUUUGGGUUUAAGCUCUUAAAUUAGGUUAGUUUACUUAUAUUGCUUUACAUAAGUGAGCUUAUGAUAAUUCUUAAUAGUUUCUUAGUAUGGUUUUUUUUGGAUUGUUACAUUUAUUGCAGUUAGUUUGCUAUGCUGUGAGUCACGCUUUGCAGAAAAGUGGUUUACAAAUAAACUGGUGGUGAUUACGAUGACAGGCAUCCAGCUUGUAAUAUUCCGGGGAUGAUCAAAGUGUUUAAACUAGAAAGCUGUCCUGCAACCUGGAUACACAAAGGACCACUUGCUAUGGCAUGAAGCUGUUUAGAUUUUAAGAUCAGCCUCAAGAGGCCUUGCUCCAAGUCUAGCCACCAUUGAAGAAAGGUGGAGGAAGGUAGAACAUCUGCAAAACAUUCCCAGCUUCUCCAAACUUUCAUAAUAAGAUUUGUUUUCCAUAUCACUGGCUAUCUAGGUUGAAGAAAGUGGGGUUUUUGUUUUUUUGCCUGGCAAAGAGCAGACUGAGUGGGGGUGUGAUAGGGUUAGGGUUACUGGGUUAAGUUUAAGGUGCUGGUUUGGGUGCAUAUAGUUGUAUACAGCUUGAGAGAUAGAUACCUGAAAUAUUGUCUCACCUAUUCUAUAACCAAUUGAUCACUGCUCUGCAGGUGAGGGCCUUCUGCAGAGACCAUCAUAUCAGGAGGUCCAUUCCACACAAACUAGGAAUCAGGCUUUUAGUGGUGUGGCACCUGCCCUUUGGAAUACUUACCCCAUGCAUAUCAGACAGGUGCAGUCUCUGUUGUCCUUUUGACACCUGGUUAGCAGACCUUUUAAACUAAGAUCUUUCCAAGUCUGCAUCUGCAGUGGGACAUUUUAAAAGUUGUUGCUUACCAUCCUUGCCUGCUUUGGGAAGAAGGACGGGAUAUGCAUUUAAUAAAUAAAUGAAUAAAUAACAGUCUCUCUCAGUUUUUCCAACAUUCAGCUGCAUUGAAUGGGCCUGAAUUCUACUACUAUGGUGAGGGAAACAACCUCUCCCUACCUUGUACUGGAUAAGUCCUUUUCUCCUACACUGUGUUCACAGUCUGGGUCCAUCUACCCUCCCCUAGUUGCUGGUUAUUUGUGAAACAGAAAGCAGCUACACAAUACUAAACUCUGACAAACCUCACAUGUUAUUUAGUGCUGAUUUGUUUGCAAGUCAGAGCAUGGGCAAAGUAUAAGCCAACCUCCCCCAACCUAGUACUCUUCAUAUGGUUUGACUAAUACCCCCAAUUCAGCCCAGUUGUGGUGGCCUAGGCUAAAAGGAAAUGUUUGAGGUCUGCCACCAAAAAUACAUAGGAGUGGGGAAGGAGAUUGUGGGAUAGGGCUCUUAAACCCAGAUCUGUCAGUAUCAAUCUGGGUUUAAGUAGCUGGAAAUCCCUAGUGGGGUGAAUGCUGUUGCACUCAGGACUUGCUUGUUGCACUCAGAAGAAGAAGAAGAAGAGUUUGGAUUUGAUAUCCCACUUUAUCACUACCCUAGGGAGUCUCAAAGCGGCUAACAAUCUCCUUACCCUUCCUCCCCCACAACAAACACUCUGUGAGGUGAGUGAGGCUGAGAGACUUCAGAGAAGUGUGACUAGCCCAAGGUCACCCAGCAGCUGCAUGUGGAGGAGCGGAGACGCAAACCCGGUUCCCCAGAUUGCGAGUCCACCACUCUUAACCACUACACCACACUGGCUCUCUCACACUCAGGACUUGCCCAGAAGCACCUGGUCAGCCACUGUGAGAUAACAGGAAGCUGCAGUAGUCCUAAUGUUGCUGUUGUUGUUGUUUAGUCGUUUAGUCAUGUCCGACUCUUCGUGACCCCAUGGACCAGAGCACGCCAGGCACUCCUGUCUUCCACUGCCUCCCGCAGUUUGGUCAAACUCAUGCUGGUAGCUUCGAGAACACUAUCCAACCAUCUCAUCCUCUGUCGUCCCCUUCUCCUUGUGCCCUCCAUCUUUCCUAACAUCCGGGUCCUUUUCAGGGAGUCUUCUCUUCUCAUGAGGUGGCCAAAGUAUUGGAGCCUCAGCUUCACGAUCUGACCUUCCAGUGAGCACUCAGGGCUGAUUUCCUUAAGAAUGGAUAGGUUUGAUCUUCUUGCAGUCCAAUGAACUCUCAAGAGUCUCCUCCAGCACCAUAAUUCAAAAGCAUCAAUUCUUCGGCAAUCAGCUUCUUUAUGGUCCAGCUCUCACUUCCAUACAUCACUACUGGGAAAACCGUAGCUUUAACUAUAUGGACCUUUGUUGGCAAGGUGAUGUCUCCACUUUUUAAGAUGCCACUCUUUUGUUGAAGUGAGGGCCACUUCAUUUCUUUUACGGGAUUCUUGCUCACAGUAGUAGAUAUGAUGGUCAUCCGAACUGAAUUCGCCCAUUCCCGUCCAUUUUAGUUCACUGAUGCCCAGGAUGUCAAUAUUUAUUCUUACCAUCUCAUUUUUGACCACAUCCAGCUUACUAAGGUUCAUGGUUCUUACAUUCCAGGUUCCUAUGCAAUAUUUUUCUUUGCAGCAUUGGACUUUCCUUUCGCUUCCAGGCAUAUCUGCAGCUUAGUGACCUUUCGGCUUUGGCCCAGCCGCUUCAUCAGCUCUGAAUCUACUUGUACUUGUCCUCCGCUCUUCCUCAGUAGCAUGUUGGAUGCCUUCUGACCUGAGGGGCUCAUCUUCCAGCAUCAUAACUUUUAUACGCCUGUUGUCUUUGUCCAUGGAGUUUUCUUGGCAGGGAUACUGGAGUGGCUUGCCGGUUCCCGCUCCAGGUGGAUCACGUUUGGUUACUCUGCUUACUUUGCUUUGGCAAACGUUGCUUACGAGUUAUAAUUCCCUUUUCUUCUCUCUUCCCCACCUCCCACUUUCCCCUCCCAGCUCUUUCUUUUACGCCUUCCUGAAUCUGCUCAUCAGCGCUUUUGUGGUUUUCGUCAUCUUCAUCGCCAGCACAAUCGUAAGCGUUGGCUUUAACAUGUGGUGCGACGCCAUCACCGAAAAAGGAAGCAUGCCCAACAGGUGAGUGUGGCAGGCGAGGGUCCUUCCCAUUGAUGCAUGCACUCAGAUAGACGGGAGGCAAUAAGCGAAGGGCAGGUAUGGAAGCAAGGGAAACAGGCAAAAAGAGGUGUGAGCUGGAAAUAAUCUCCUAACGGUAUGAUGGGUAGCUACAGCGAGGCCAACAGAAGAAGAAAUUGCCCCUUCUUUGGCUUACGUUGUCAGAUGCAACACAGGACAGAGAUCCAGUGGCUUUAAGAAUUAUCUAGCAGCAUUGCAAUGGGAGAAGUUAACUUCCCCCUUUUCUGUGAUUUGAGGGGGGAAAAAGAAGACUACUGGAGGCCAGUCCUGUAUUGAAUAUGGCAGUUUGGACCUUGAAACUGCAGCACCCUUCGUCAAACAAAGCAAGAUAUGGAAGGAGGGGAAGGAAGAAUGGUUAAGCACUUCUAUACCACAUGGGAAGUGAAAAUUUGGAUGUGCAGAGCAUUUGAUUACUACUAUUAUAUUCCUUGUCCCUCAAAAUCCAGGGUGUGAUGUGUAUCCUAAAAGAUUUAAGCUAUUUUAGGGAUGGGGAACCUCAGGCAAGGGGAUCCUAGGCUUCUUUUGUGGCCCUUGGAACUGUCUUCAGACCACACCACUCCAUAGCCAUGUCCCCCCCCCUCACCCAGCCCUUAUCUCCACUCUCCUUGAGUGGUUUUGCCUGACUGGAAUGUGCUGUUGAACCCCAAUAGCGCUUUUUGCUGGAGGAUAGAGAGGGAUGGUGGAGGUGAGGGAGGGACUCGUGAGUGUGCUUUAAAAUUAGCCUACGAAGGUGAAUUUCACGCUUGUUACUCCACCCACUUUUCCCUCUGGCCCCGCCCAUCACAGACCCAUGACUCCUAGAAGGUUGCCCAGAAUGGCAUGUGGUCCCCAAAUUGAAGAAAGGUUCUUCGCCCCUGAGCUAGUACUAGCCUAUCUAAAAAUCUGACAUAUACGCACCUAUCCUAUUCUAGAUAAAUGAAAAUGGGACAUAAUUUGCUUCAUAGUAAAGGGCAGUAAUCCAUAUUAACAUGGUUGGGUGAGGAAAUUGCUGUUGUUCCUUUACACAACUGAAUUAGCUUGCAAGGGGUGGGGGUGGGGGUUGAUUUUCAGAAACAACUAGGAAUGUGCAUCUAAAAUGCUUCCAGGCUGCAAUUUAAAUUUAUCACUGUUGUAGAGUAUUAAAGCCCAGCAAUAUUGCACAAUUGAGAAAUUAUCCAGCGUAUUGAACCACUCUGCGUGUUUGGUACUAGAAAUAUUUUUAUUGAGAGUCUAAAUUUCUUUCCCUUCAUGUUUUUUUUUAAUAAAAAAAAAUAUCCACUGGCUCAUAAAGUAGAAGAUAAAAUGGUGACAUUUUAUGUCAUAUGAUACAGAUAAACUGCAUUGCUAAAGCAUUUACUUUGUUUCACCUUGUCAUAUGUUGUAAAAUGCCAUUAGUGAAUGUUCUGUUUAGGGCUGCAACGGUUAUUCGAAUAUUCCGUUAAAAGGGGAGGUUUUUUUUGAAAACAAAAAAAUCUCUGGACUAAUAGAAUAUUCGGAUAAGCAUCCAAGAUGGCUGACAACACUGGAAAGGAAGGAGAGAAAAAGAGAGAGAGAGACAGACAGAGAAAGAAAGAGAAGAGGCCUUCUGAAACCUCAGAACCCCGGGGAAUUGUUCACAGCACCAAGUAGAAAUCCAAGUUACCUGUAAACAAACCAACCCAAAACCACCCGUAGGCAGACUCUAUCUGACCAACUCUUUGCUCUGGAGCAUCUGAAACAAACAAAACAAAAACCACACACACACGCAAACACCCCUUUCUUCUGAAGUCUUCUCUGGUGAUGUCAAAAGGUAAUGGAGGCUCAUAACUCAGUUUCAUUGUGGGGUGAUGCCAAAGUGGGGAUUGUCUGUGUGGGUGGUUGAGUCGGUGGGGCAAAAUAGGAGAGCUUAAGGCUUUUCAAAUGCUGGUUUUAGGUAAGGUGGAGGACUUCCCCUGCACAUUUUUGCUUCAUUUGCAUUGCAUGCUUUUUUGUUUCUCAUCCCCAGUAGUCAUUGUCAGUCUGGGGCCCCCCACCACUGUUUCUCUUUGUGUGUGUUUUUUAAUGUAUGGUGCUUAUGGGUCUAAAGGUCUCCUCCAGUUUGGCAUGAUGAUUCUUGAACUCAAGGAUAGUUCAUAAACUCUGUGUUGGGAUACCAUCGGACAAGAUGGUGGACUCUACCUUUCAAAACUGCAAUGUAACCCAAUUUUGCACAAUGGUUCCUGAACUCCUGACAACCAUAUGUCAGCAGUGCUCUGAUGGUGUUUCCUGCUUGGCAGGGGGUUGGACUCGAUGGCCCUUGUGGUCUCUUCCAACUCUAUGAUUCUAUGAGUCUAUGAACUCAAGAAGCCGAUCACCACCAAAUUUGGCCUGAUGGUUCAUGAGAUCAAGGAUCAGGUACGAGGUAGGUAAGGCUGAGAGAAUCUUGACGGGUCAAGUUCACUUCAUGAGCUUCAUGGCUGAGAAGGAAUUUGAACCUGAUUCUCCCAAGUCAUAGUCAAAGCUCUAACCACAACACCACACUGGCCAGAGGUCAAUUCAGUCUGAUGCAAGAAGGUUCUUCUUACAUUCUUAUGCCGAGGCUGGUAUGUUGUGCUAAUUGUGGCUGUAAACUCCCUUGUGUAUCCAUUUCACAAUUAUUGUGCAAUGGCCAAAAUGCAUGCUGGUCUCCUAUUUUAUUUUUUAAUUUUUUUACGAUUCCAUUGAAAGGUCUUGCCAGAUUAGAGACCCAAUUUAGUUUCAGAAUGCAGACACGGAUGAAACAUUCAUACAGCUUCUCUCUUUCUCUUAAUCUGCAGGAAAUUGAUCAAAGUGGGAACAGUUGGCAAAGUAUUUGAAGGGACGUUGACAUUUUGGCCUUUGCUCCAUUAUUUCUGGUUGAGAUCAAACUGCAAUAAACUCUGACUGGUUCAGCGGCAUGCGCUGAGAGACAGAGGCUGCAAUAUGAAAGUUUAUCCGUGUUUCAAGGAUAGCAGGAUGAUUGUUUUAUAAUGAAGAUGUUGUCAUCCAGUUGUUAUAUAUGGCAGUGGGCUAUUGCUUCUUGGGAAUGGAGCUUUAUUGGACAGGAUUUAGAGGUCUGUUUCAGGUGGAGCUCAGAAAAGGUCAUUUGGAAUUGCUGAAAUGAUUUUCAUUUCCUCCCCUCCCCCUCAUCCAAAAUGUCUUCUCCCUCUAGCUGUGAAGAAUUACAGGAUAUAGAUCUUGAGCUGAAUUUAGAAAACUCAGCAUUCUACGACCAGUUUGCCAUCACACAGGUAAGUCAAGUGUUUUCCACCAAAGUCUCUUUGUUUGUCCAUAGAGCUGAUAAGUUGCAGUUCUGGGAAGGAAUACUGAUUAUUGGCUGUAAUAAAGAGAUUGAUUAAUUGAUUGAUCGAUCUCUGGAAAGGUUCUCAGUGUCAUCUUGUCUUCUCUGGGAAUCAAAAGUAGCAUCCCUGAUGAGGAUGGGGUAGAAAUUCAAUUCAGUAUGCAUUUAAAGGAGGAUCUAUCAAAAUCACACUUUCUGGGGCAACGUAAGAAACAAAAGAUGGUCAGCCUUCAGAUAAAUUUGCAUUGAUCUGAACUUUGCAGAUCUGAACUUUGAAACCAGUCAUUGUUUUCAAAAAUGCAUGUAUUAGGAGAAGGGUCACCCAGUGAGCUUCAUUGAAUUUUGAAUUCUGCCCGUCCAGGUCCAACAUUCUACACCACACUGCCUCUCAGUUGGAGAUGGAGUCAAAUACCACCUGGAAGGCACCAUGUUAGCCACCUCUGUAUAAUUCAGUCAAAAACUUCCCCGUAUAAACAGACUUGCAUGUACAGUGGUACCUUGGUUUACGAACUUAAUCCGUUCCGGAAGUCUGUUCUUAAACCAAAGCAUUCUUAAACCAAGGUGUGCUUUCCCAUAGUAGUGGGGGACUCAAUUUACAAAUGGAACAAACUCAAAAGGAAGUGAAACAUGUUCUUAUUCCAAGGCAAAGUUCCCAGACCAAAACACCUACUUAUGGGUUUGCAGCGUUCUUAAUCCAAGUUGUUCAUAAACUAAGCUGUUCUUAAACCAAGGUAGCACUGUAAAUAAAUUGGUAUUAGGAACUGCUUGACCUUGUUACACUCUCUCUCUCUCUCUCUCUCUCUCUCUCUCUAGUUUGGCCUUUGGGCUGCCUGGCUCACUUGGCUUGGAAUUACCAUUUUGGCCUUUUUGAAAGUUUACCAUAACUACCGGCAGGAGGACCUUGUGGAAAGCCUGAUUCAUGAGAAGGAGCUUUUGCUAGGAAGAUCCUCAUCACGAACUUCUUUCCAGGAGGAGAAAAGUGGCAUGAUCUAAUGGGCAGACAAGCCAGUCUACCUAGCAGGUUGUAGGGGUUUAAAAAAAAAAUAAAAAUAAUUAUAAUAA
Podarcis lilfordi (Lilford's wall lizard) is the source of this 10152-nucleotide messenger RNA. The record is from the annotation of a GenBank genome assembly. Lineage: Eukaryota; Metazoa; Chordata; Lepidosauria; Squamata; Lacertidae.